Molecule: messenger RNA, 968 nt
Organism: Gossypium arboreum
Lineage: Eukaryota; Viridiplantae; Streptophyta; Magnoliopsida; Malvales; Malvaceae
Product: 60S ribosomal protein L13-1
Exons: 5
Coding region: 145-768 (207 amino acids)
Biological process (GO): translation
Cellular component (GO): cytosolic large ribosomal subunit; ribosome
Molecular function (GO): structural constituent of ribosome; RNA binding
Source: RefSeq, a predicted model, not a curated record
AUUUCCCCAUUAAUUUUUAGUGAUUUGACUAAGGACGCCUAAAAGUUAGGGUUUUAUAUAUGGCGCAAGAUUAAGAAAACCCUAGAAAGAGGGCAGUCUAAAUUCAUAAAACAUCCCCUUCCCGUCUUCAGCCGGAGGUAAGUCAUGGUUAAGCAUAACAACGUUGUGCCAAAUGGGCACUUCAAAAAGCACUGGCAGAACUAUGUGAAAACCUGGUUCAAUCAGCCAGCAAGAAAGGCUAGAAGAAGGAUUGCAAGGCAAAAGAAGGCGGUAAGGAUCUUUCCAAGACCAACUUCUGGACCUCUUCGCCCAAUCGUCCAUGGCCAAACUUUGAAGUACAACAUGAAGUUGAGAGCUGGCAAGGGUUUCACUCUUGAAGAGCUUAAGGCUGCUGGUAUUUCAAAGAAACUUGCACCUACCAUUGGUAUUGCAGUCGAUCACCGUCGUAAGAACAAGUCCCUUGAAGGUCUUCAAGCCAAUGUUCAGAGGCUUAAAACUUACAAGGCCAAACUUGUUGUCUUCCCAAGACGAGCUCGCAAGUUUAAGGCUGGUGAUUCAACUGCUGAGGAGCUUGCAACUGCAACCCAAGUCCAGGGAUCAUACAUGCCUAUUUCUCGUGAGAAGCCUUCCGUGGAGCUUGUGAAGGUCACAGAGGAGAUGAAGUUAUUCAAGGCCUAUAACAAGCUUCGUGUGGAACGUACAAAUGAACGACACAUUGGUGCCCGAUUGAAGAAAGCUGCUGAGGCUGAGAAGGAAGACAAGAAGUAAGGUUGCUUUCUUUGAGGACUAUGUUUUGGUAUUUGACUUGUUAAAGACAUUAGUUUUUGUUUUUGGAUUGUCAGGUGAGUUUAAAGCCAGCUUUAGUUAUCUUUUCAUAUUUUGUUCAAAAUCCUGUUUUUGAGCCAUUUUUUUUAUUGAGAAGUUUCUUCCAACUCCUUAACAUGGUAUCGGCGUUAUGAAACUAAAAA